CGCUCAUGGUAGAGGCCGUUGACCCCCUCCCAGUGGUGUGCUUUACCCGUUUAUUCAAGCAAUCACUAAUCAGAUAUUAGCCUCAUUCCUUCCAAUUUAUAAACACCACUAUGGAUUUACAUUAGCGCCAGUAAUUAUUAACUCUAACAAUACUGAUUUUAGUCUUUCCUCGUCACUUACUGUUUGUAGUGUAGGUUAACUAUAUCCUGCAGGCUGGUGUGUUGAAAACAAACUGUAGAGUACAAAGGUAGAAAUAACCGAACUAUCAUCAUGAGCGAAAUCAUAGCCAAUUACUUCAACUGGCAUCAAUUGCUUUUAGAGGACAGUCCCAACAUAACUGUCAAAUAACAUGAGUAUAGCCGUGUAGAAGAACUAUAUAAAGCCUGCCUCUCACGCCAUAUAUGUACUUCUCUGCAUCAUCGAACUCCUCUCCAGUUAUCCAACGAUACCAACAAUAAACUAUCAACAUCAAGAUGAAGCUCACCCUUGUCUUUGCUGCCAUCCUUGCCGUUGCUAUUGCGGCCCCAUCCAUCGCAGCUCCUGGAACCGAGGAGUUAGGGAAGCGAUCAGACGGCUGUGCUACAUGCAGCAAUGGCAAGAAAUUAUGUUGGAGCUGCAACAGCGGUGGCUGCUCAUACAACACUAUCUCUUGCUAAAUAUCUGAGGGCUUCUCUCCUGAGUUUGGCAUGAAACUAGAUGUGCAAAUCCGGGCUUAAAGGCGUUUGACGCCGACAUGCAAAUCGAGUUUGAGGCGGAACAGGGGUAAUAUAGACGGGAGAAAACAAAACUGAUGAGAUAGUCCAGUUAUCAAUGACAAACUUAUAUCUACCUUAACCACCCAUUUGGUUGGAUUCAUCGCCAACUGCGGACCCCGAGCAGACAUCGUAUUUAUCCUCGCGUUGCGUACCAUGAUGAUUUUGGAGUGAAACUGGUGGUGCACUUUCUAUGGCGUGUCAAUAGCACGUAUUACAACACUUGACGAGGAAGAGAUGGUGCUCGCCAAGAGUCCCUACAGUCAUACUUCUGGGACGAGUUCCUAAU
Molecule: messenger RNA, 1041 nt
Organism: Pseudogymnoascus verrucosus
Lineage: Eukaryota; Fungi; Ascomycota; Leotiomycetes; Thelebolales; Thelebolaceae
Exons: 2
Coding region: 474-656 (60 amino acids)
Source: RefSeq, a predicted model, not a curated record